GCAGGUGCGCAGGCGCGCAGGGGGUUGGGGGCAGGUGGCCCGGGCCCCCGCCCCCGGCCGCGUGUAGCCCCAGGUGCCCGGGAGGUCAGGCCCGGCAGCUCGCCGCCCCCCGGAGCGCCGCCAUGGACGCCUCGCCCGCGCUCCUGGGCACCCCGCCGGCUGAGGUGCUGGAGGAAGCGCUCCGGGAGCAGUUCGGGCCGCUGCCCCACUUGGCCGCCAUCUGCCGCCUCAAGCGGCUGCCGUCGGGCGGCUACUCGUCCAUUGAGGACCUGCAGCUGGUGCUGGAGCGACGGCGCGUGGCCAACGCUAAGGAGCGCGAACGGAUAAAAAAUCUCAACCGCGGUUUUGCCAAACUGAAGGCACUGGUGCCAUUUCUUCCCCAAAGCAGGAAGCCUAGCAAAGUUGAUAUCCUUAAAGGUGCAGCUGAAUAUAUACAAAUUCUCAGUGAUGUUUUGGAAGCAGCCCAAGACUCUGAGAAACAAGACCCAGGUCGUCAGAGCUAUGGCAACAAUACUUUUGAACCGCAUAUACCCUUGGCUAGAGAGCUAUCCAGAAACAUCAUCCAACACGCUGGCUGUCCUAUGAGCUUGAAGAAUGAGGAGGAAGGGUCCUGGGCAGAUGGUGGCAGUGGUGAGUCGGCACACACUUGUCACCAGAGGGCGAAGUCUACGAAGGGAGUUAUCUCCCCAACCAGAAGUCUGAGCCAUUGGAAGAAGCACCCUGCUUCUCCACGUGGAUCUUUUGUUCUUGUGUCUCAGUGUUACACAAACAAGACUCUUCAUUCCAUCCUGCAACAUGAUUGCUACCAAAACAAGAAAGGAUAAAUUCCCAGAAGUGAAACUGCAUCACAGGUUCCCUCAAGUAUGAAAAGUGAAAAGGCUGGCCCAGGGCUACCUUGUACAGACAAAUAA
Molecule: messenger RNA, 911 nt
Organism: Sus scrofa (pig)
Lineage: Eukaryota; Metazoa; Chordata; Mammalia; Artiodactyla; Suidae
Gene: FIGLA
Product: folliculogenesis specific bHLH transcription factor
Biological process (GO): developmental process; regulation of transcription by RNA polymerase II
Molecular function (GO): DNA-binding transcription factor activity, RNA polymerase II-specific; protein dimerization activity; RNA polymerase II transcription regulatory region sequence-specific DNA binding
Source: RefSeq, a predicted model, not a curated record